CAAAUCACACCACCAGCACCAUGAAAUACUCCGUUGCCAUUUUGUUUGUUGCCAUGUUCGCCUGUGCCUUGGCUGCUCCACCACAACAAGAGGCCCAGGUAUUGCGUUACGAUUCGGAUGUACAACCUGAGGGAUACAAGUUUGCCGUUGAAACCAGUGAUGGCAAAACACAUCAGGAAGAAGGUCAGUUGAAGGACAUUGGCACCGAUCAUGAAGCCAUUGUUGUACGCGGCUCCUUCUCAUAUGUUGGCGAUGAUGGCCAACAGUAUACCGUUACCUAUUUGGCUGAUGAAAAUGGUUUCCAACCCGAAGGUGAUCAUUUGCCACGUUUGUAAAGAC
Molecule: messenger RNA, 339 nt
Organism: Musca vetustissima
Lineage: Eukaryota; Metazoa; Arthropoda; Insecta; Diptera; Muscidae
Product: larval cuticle protein 65Ag1-like
Exons: 2
Coding region: 21-335 (104 amino acids)
Cellular component (GO): chitin-based extracellular matrix
Molecular function (GO): structural constituent of chitin-based larval cuticle
Source: RefSeq, a predicted model, not a curated record